Molecule: messenger RNA, 4141 nt
Organism: Sardina pilchardus (European sardine)
Lineage: Eukaryota; Metazoa; Chordata; Actinopteri; Clupeiformes; Clupeidae
Gene: cdca2
Product: cell division cycle associated 2
Exons: 17
Coding region: 235-3807 (1190 amino acids)
Biological process (GO): regulation of mitotic nuclear division; regulation of chromosome segregation
Cellular component (GO): nucleus; chromosome
Source: RefSeq, a predicted model, not a curated record
UUGUUAUUUCGCCUAAAAAAAGAAUACAGCAAAUGAGGUGCGUCUCGAUAGCGGAAGAAUACUUUACUGCAGCGAGGAGCGAAAUUUGAAUUCGUCAGAGAAAGACCUGUAACGUUUUGGUAGUGGUGUGUGCCUUCCUUCAAUACAUUGAAAUGCUUUGGCUUUGUUGGUAAACAACAAACUUUAGACGGGGUUUGGGACGAUUAACUAUAGAGGUAACGCAACAUCUUCUAGAUGGCCAGUCUUGGAUCGACAUCAGACAUGGACUGCCUUAACAUGGGCCUGUUGGACAAGCCAACCUCACCAGAACAAGGUGGUAGAACAGCACCUCUUGAUUUCCCCCACGCCACGCCUUUGCUGUUUGGAAUAACAACUAACAGCUUCUCUGUGCCCUCAAAACUCCAAGACAAAUCCAGAGUGUCACAGCUGAAAGCCAGACGGAGGUCAUCAAUUGGGGUUCGAGGGUCCCCUGAAACAAAUGCUCUCAUCCGCUACAUUGCCAAGCAGAGAAUGCAGGCUCCUUCGCCUACAACAGAGCAUCUGCGAUUGCAAUCGUCACUGCCAAGAACACAAACGCUGAAGCAGAAAAUGGCUGCCUUCCAGAUUGUGAUGGAGGAGGUUGAUGAGGAGGGGAAAUUAGAAUUGAUGAUUACUCCAGGAAAGAGCGAUCAGAAGCUGGAUUGUAUCGGUGCAGGCAACACCCAUUCUGAUAAACUGGACUCACUCCUGGGUAAAGAGAACAGGGUCACACCAGGCUAUCUUACCCCCGCAACACCCCCACCCUCAAAACGAGUGUACAGAGGACCACUACAGGAAUGUGAAGGGAAGAUUAGAGGGGCCACGUUCUCUGCCCCAGCAUGCACCGCUCGGGAGAAGGUUCGAGGUUUUGACUUUCAAAGCAUUGUACAUCAGGACACUACCUUUCAUCAACAGUUUCAACAUAUGCCAUUCCCCGUUCUGUCUCAGCAAACUAAAGCAAGCUUAAACCGUAGAGAUGAGCCUGGGGUCUCAUCUGUCACCAAGAAGAAGCGGGUACAUUUUGGGGCGCCGCUAUCCCCCGAGUUCUUUGACAAGACUCUCCCUCCCAGCACCCCACUGCAGAAAGGCGGCACCCCAUUCCGCCAGCCUUUAUCAGCGGGCUCAAACCUGCGGCCGUUACUCAAGACCCCCCAGAGAAAUGAAGCUUCCAUUCCACAGCCCGUCUUCAACAGUCCAGAUGUGGCUGAUGGCUCACCGACACUCAGCCAGACCAGAGCCCUUCGAGGAACAGUGAGCAGUGACGUUGUGUCCCGAGAUACAGAGGAUGAGGUUCCUCGACUUGUACUGGAGGAGGAUGAUGAGGUUGACCUUAUGACAGAGUUGAACAGUGCAGGUAUUUUUGAAGAAGCCUCCUCAGACGAGCUGACGAGCUCCCCGGCCCAUGUCGUGAACUCUCUUUUCCAGGAAGAACCCUUCCUUGAGGAACAGACAGCAGGAGCUGAGCUGGAGUUGGUCUCCUCCCCCCAGCAGCAGCAGGAGCAGCAGCCUCCUCCGUCUCCUCCUCCUCUCCAGCAUGAGGAGCAGCAGCCGAACCCCGUCACCUCCAGCAGCCCCGCCAGGCCCCGCGGCAGGAAGAGGAAGCAACCCUCCGCAGGAGCAGAAGCAGCAGCAGCAGCUGUUGAGAGUAAGCCCGCGUCGGAGAGGAAGAGGCCCAGCCGCGCCGCCUCCACAUCUGCCUCGGGGAGGAAGGCGCGUCAGUCGGAACAGAAGCGGGUGCGUUUCGGUGCGCCGCUCUCCCCCGAGUUCUUUGACAAGACUCUCCCUCCCAGCACCCCACUACAUAAGGGGAGCACCCCGUUUCGUCAGCCAGCCUCCGCGGGGGCAAAGCUGUGUUCUGUGCUAAAGACUCCGCAGAGAGAUGAAAACGCACUUCAGCAGCCCCGGCUCAGCCGUCUAGAGGCCACCGGUGACUCACCCACCCUCAGCCAUACCAAAGCCCUAGAAGUGGCUGUGAGCAGUGAACUCAUACUUGAAGAUACAGAGCAACAGAUCCCCAGAUUUCUUCUUGAGGAAGAUGAUGAGGUUGUGCCAGAGGUGAAGAGUGCAGAUAAUUUCAAAGAUGCCUCCCCAGAUGAGUUGGCUGACUCCCAGACACCGAACAUGAGCUCCUCUUGCCAAGUGGAACCUGUCUUGGAGAAACAGACAGGAGCUGAGCUGGGGUUGGUCUCCUCCCCCCAGCAGCGGGAGCAGCAGCCUCCUCCGUCUCCUCCUCCUCUCCAGCAUGAGGAGCAGCAGCCUCCUCCGUCUCCUCCUCCUCUCCAGCAUGAGGAGCAGCAGCCGAACCCCGUCACCUCCAGCAGCCCUGCCAGGCCCCGCGGCAGGAAGAGGAAGCCACCGGCGGCGGCAGCAGACGCUGAGAGCGAACCCCAGCCAGGAAGGAGAAGGCCCAGCCGCUCGGCUGCUCUCUCGGCCUCAGGGAAGAUGAAGGACUCUGCAGGAAAGCGGCGUUUCGGAAAUAAGGAGGUGGACCACUCUCUGUAUGGGAAGAGAGUGUACGCGUCCAAGAAUCCUCUGCUCAGCCCUGUCUUUGAGUCCCAGGGUAUCGGCAGUGGUGCCGUCACUCCAGCUAACCCGUCUGGAACAUCCACAGGCAAUGGUUCUCACAAGUCCCUGCCUGCUCAGGGUUCCCAAAGUGAGGCUGUCAGUGAUGUCGUCGCUGCUGCCACUAGGUGGCGCCAACGCUUCUGCCCCCAGCCCACUGAGGAACCCUCAGGGAUAAGUGACCUCGCUGAAGCCCUGCAGGCCACAGGGGACUCUCCUGAAAUCCCGGCGGACGGAUCGGAGGUGAGCAGCCCGCCGUCCCUGGCCGCAUCCAGCACCACACCCAAAAGCAGGGGGCGCCCUAAGGGCAAGCCCAAACCCAAGACCCCAAAAGCUGAAGCUGCCCCAGCCAAGCCCUCUGUCAGACGCAGCAGGGGCAGGAGAAGUGGCUCCCUGCGUAGCGAUGCCGCUGCCCUCAUGACUGAGGCCCAGACUGCUGGCGAGGAACAUGAGAACGUCACUGGGCAGAGCGGAGGCCCGAUCCACCCCGAGGCAGAAUCGUCGCUCUCCGGCCUGCCCCCCGCUCACGACCAUCACGAGAGCGCUGGACUGCAGCCGAGCCCUCGCCACUCCGCUGAGACCGCCGACCCCCGCGGGGCUGAAGCGGCGCCGUCCCUCGAGCCCCGCGGCGCGACCGAGGAUCAGGCCGUGACGAGCGCAGACGAUGGCAGACCGAGCCCCGCCACGGAGGCUGAUGAGAGUGACGCGGACACUCUGCAGCUCCAGCAGCCAGCUGGUCCCCCAGGCAAGCAGAGGAAAAGAGCCACUGGAGGAGGAGGAGGCCGAGCCAGACGGAGGAGCUCCCGGGUGCAGCUCAGCGCAGUGGUGGAGGAGGAGGCGGAGGAGGAGGGCCCAGGACAGGAGAACGGAGAGGCGACCGAGUCCACGGGCGCAGACGGAGACGGCCCGGAGGACGGGAGCGAGCAGGUGACCUCGCGCGCGGACAGCGCCAGCCUGGCACCGUGGCAGCAGGUCGAGUUCAGCAUCGAGGACGUGCUCAAGCCGGCGGCGUCGAGCAGGCGCUCCGUGCGGCGCAGCCUGAGGAACCGGAGCGAGCGGGUGUCCGAGUCCGGCCUGGCGUGGGUGGCGCACACGUCCCCCGACAUCGCCGCGGGCACCCGGGCGCGCCGCAGAAGAAACAGCUCACGCCUCAGCAUCAACAUCCCGCCCCCAGACCUUCCGGAAGAGUCCGAAUCCCAGGAUGAACCUGCGCCAGCAGAACCAUGAAGACACACUGUGCACUAUGAGUUUACUAAACCUUGGGAGAAGACUUUCUUUUAGAUUUGUUUUUGGAGGAGGUUGGUUUUAUAUCUUGUUUUUUUUAUGAUUUGUUUUUGUUUUGUUUUUAUUUUCAUUUUUUAAACCUAGUCAUUCAUCUGGCUCUCUGUGGCAAACCCAUCUCUGAAGCUGCUGGAAGCAACACGGUGCAUUCCUAAUAUCUAAUAUAUUCUAUGUACAUCGAAACAUCUGAGCCCUGUUCGAAGCAAGCACUCUGACUUCCAGUGUGUGACCCCUGUAAAUAUGCCUCUUUUAUUCGCCAUUAAAACCACUGAAUGACGCA